UAUAUGUAUAAUAAUUUGACUGUGCAUACCAAAAGUGAUUAGCAUUUAAUGAAGAAAUAAAGUUGGAAUAAAAUCAUAAUAAAUGUAAAUGUUGGCAUAUGAAUUGCAGGUUCUGCCAUUAUAUGGUCAACAGCAGCAACGCUGUUGUUGAUAAAAGCAUACAGUGACAAUAAACAGUCUUUCCAGCAGUACAAAGAGGAAAUACAAAAUAUGGGAAGAUAUUGCUUCAGUGCUGCAAGAUGCUGGACAUCCUGUCACUCGGGAAAUUUGUGACAAAAAGAUGCGCGGACUAAAAAACAGAUACAAUAUAAUUAAAGAUAAUGCAAAGUUAAGUGGACGAGGCAGUGACACACAAUGGCCAUUCCUUGAAGCAAUGGUUCUUGGACGUGGUCCUAGUGUAAUACCAGUUGCAAAAGAGUCGUCAUUAAUGAUAGGUCAACCUUCGACUAGUGCUGGACCAUCUGAAGUUGUGGAACUUCCAGUGCCAUCACCAUCACAGUCUACCAGUUCAAGAACUCUCUCUCCAGCUCCAUCAGCAUCAUCCCUUCCACCACCAAGAUCUCAUAAACAGAGGCAUUUAGAAGAACAAGAGACGUCACAGAGGAGAGAACAUGUCAUCUCAGCACUAGACAAAUUAGCUGAUCUUGUUGUCGAGAGAAAUGUUGUGUUAGAAAGGUUUAUGCCAUCUUUAAGUAACCAGCAUGACCAGUACUUGCAGCAAGUUAUUACUGCUCUAGUUCAGUUCUGUAAAUGUCAGGAAAUAUAUUUUUUUUUUGUACUGUAGUCUUUAAGGUUUAUCAUUUCAUCUACUUCAUGCCUUGGAAUGAAAAUGUUUACUUGUUAAUUCUGUAAUGAUAGUUAUAACAAAUUAUUUUCCUUUAGCUUUUGGAAGUACACUACAUGCUCAGGUGCUUAAACAUCAGGAUAA
Molecule: messenger RNA, 928 nt
Organism: Penaeus chinensis
Lineage: Eukaryota; Metazoa; Arthropoda; Malacostraca; Decapoda; Penaeidae
Exons: 3
Coding region: 281-784 (167 amino acids)
Source: RefSeq, a predicted model, not a curated record